AUGGACGACAUCACCUUCCGACUCCCACCACGCCUCGUCGCCGCCCUCGGCAACAUCAACACCUCCAACAUCCCGGGCAACGAUCUCGACCUCUUCUUCCACUGCUGGAUCCAGCCACAUUGCCCGUCAUGCUUGUCUGCAUCAAACCCCUACCCUUGCUCGUGGUGCGCCACGUCCCAGACCUGUGUCCCCAACACCAUCUACUCGUACCCGUUCGGCAUCCUCUCGCCCCUCAAGUCCGCCGAGAUCUGCCCCUUGGCGUGGCGGGAGCGGUGGGAGAUGCGCGCCCGGCCGUUCGGCUGUCGGUGCUCGAGCAUGACGUUUGUGAGCGUGGUGGUCGCGGUGCUGGCGACGUUGAUGGGGUUGUGCUUGAUCUGGACCGGCUUGAGGGUCGGGAGAUGGGCCCGGAGGAAGUGGAGGGCGAGAAAGCAGGGCUGGUGGAGGUGGAGGAGAGGGCAGAGAAAGGAUACUUCGACGACUCCUACGGAUGCUGCGGAUAUACAGGCACAGCGAGGGAGGGAUACUGGUGACGGUGAUGGAGGGGCAGCCGCUGACGAAACAACACCGUUGCUUGCAUGA
Fonsecaea erecta is the source of this 579-nucleotide messenger RNA. RefSeq lists its product as hypothetical. NCBI's taxonomy places the organism in Eukaryota, Fungi, Ascomycota, Eurotiomycetes, Chaetothyriales, Herpotrichiellaceae. The transcript has a single exon. The record is from RefSeq and is a predicted model, not a curated record. The coding region runs from base 1 to 579 and encodes 192 amino acids.